Messenger RNA from Myxozyma melibiosi, 1631 nucleotides. Its product is annotated as actin-2. The record is from RefSeq and is a predicted model, not a curated record. The coding region runs from base 175 to 1383 and encodes 402 amino acids. The transcript has a single exon. NCBI's taxonomy places the organism in Eukaryota, Fungi, Ascomycota, Lipomycetes, Lipomycetales, Lipomycetaceae.
UGAGCAUCUUGUUGGCUAAUUCAUCAUCAUCAGAGGUCUCUACAACGUCGACCGCUCUACAAUAAAGAAGGACACGGUUAAGGUUUAACGACGCGUUGAGGGCUCCACCUCUCCAAAACAAACACAGCUCACCAUCGCGACCACCCCGCCCACACCAACACCCGAAGAUCGCCAAUGGAUCUGCCGACUCAGUUGCUCAACCAGCCACUGGUCAUUGACAACGGCACGGGCGAGCUGAAGGCCGGCUUCGCGGGCUCCGAGCAGCCGGAGGUGUUCUUCCCAACCCUCGUCGGCAGACCAAAGCACUCGCGCGUCAUGGCCGGCGCGCUCGAGGAUGAUAUCUUUGUCGGACCAGAGGCGACCAAGCAUCGCGGCCUGCUUAAGCUGCGCUAUCCGCUCGAGCACGGCGUGGUUACAGACUGGGCGGAUAUGGAGCGGAUAUGGAGCUACGUAUACACGCAGGGGAUCAAGGUCUCGUCAGAAGAGCACCCGGUCCUGCUCACCGAGGCGCCGCUGAACCCGCGCGGAAACCGACGGCGAGCAGCAGAGGUUUUUUUCGAGACGUUUAAUGUGCCGGCACUGUUUGUCAGUGUGCAGGCGGUGCUGGCGCUGUACGCCUCUGGUCGGACGACGGGUUUAGUGCUAGACUCUGGCGACGGCGUCUCGCACUCUGUCCCGGUUUACGAAGGGUUUGCAAUCACAAACGCGAUACGGCGAAUCGAUGUCGGAGGAAGGGAUGUUACAGAAGAACUAGGUCUGCAGCUACGGAAGCAGUCCGGCGUGGUGUUGCACACCUCCGCCGAGCGGGAGAUCGUGAAGAGUAUAAAAGAGCGGACGUGUUAUGUCGCGCUGGACCUGCGCAGGGAAGAGCGCGAAGCACGGAAAAACGAACGGCGAGGCCCCGCGCUGCCGCUGUCUUCCGCAUCAGCCUCGGCAGCAGCAGGAGGAGGAGCGACUGCUUCGCCCGCGGACGAGUUUGUGCUGCCGGACGGGCACGUUUUGAAGCUGGGAGCAGAGCGGUUCCGCGCGCCAGAGAUCUUAUUCGAUCCGUCGAUCCUCGGACUCGAGUACCCCGGCAUCCCCGAGAUGCUCUCGGAGUGCAUCGGCAAGGUCGACGUCGAUCUGCGCCGGCCGCUGUACUCCAACAUUGUGCUAUCAGGCGGCACGACGCUGCUGCGCGGGUUCGGCGACCGCCUGCUGAGCGAGAUGAAGCAGCUUGCGCCGAGGGAUAUAAAGAUCAGGAUCUACGCGCCGCCGGAGCGCAAGUACUCGACGUGGAUCGGGGGGUCGAUUUUGGCGGGGUUGAGCACGUUCCUCAAGAUGUGGGUGAGUGCGAAUGAGUGGCAGGAGAACCCGGAUCUGAUACAUAUCAAAUGCAUAUAAGAUGAGGUUUUUAAUGUACAGUAUAACUAUUAUAGUGACUUUGCAAUUCUAUCAUUUUUUCGUCAUUGCUGUUAGGGAAAGAGAGCAAGGGGUUGUUGCUGCCGUUUACAGCAGUGUGAACAAGUCGUGACUUCCAAACCCAAAAAUGCGUGAUGUGAGUAGAGCAGAGCUGCAGCAGCGGGAGACUACAAAUAUGUUGAAGAACAGAAAAGACAAUCACACUUGAUGCAAAUGCUGCUUGAAUAAUG